AUGGAAAAAGCGCCCGGGGUGUCUGUCUUCCAAACAGCGUACUCUACGUUGAAGCGGCCCACCACCGCAGCAGUGUCGAAAAUGCUCCACAAGUUGGUGGCCCAGUAUCCCCAAGCACCGACGAAAAAAAAAAUCGGGGCCGUGGACUUGCAGCGGCUCAUCGAAAAAGCCACCAAAUGCCAGAAAAAAGCCAUGACGUCACAGCAGACGCUCGUCGAGGCACUCACCACGUGGGCCACGGAUUUGCCCAACGAGGACGUGGUCACCAUGAUGCGUGAUUUCACGGACCUCAUCGAAAACGUGGGCUUGGCGUUCGCCACCCAGGCCGACCGCUUGAACUCGUUCAAGGUCAAGUUGGGCGCCAUUGCCAGCCGCGAGGAGCGGCAGCAGUUUCUAUUGUCCAUCCACGAAAACUUGCAAAAGCAGUACAACGACACCGCGCUCAAGCUGGGGCCCCAGGCCCAGCAGUCGACACUCUACUUGGACCAGAUCGAGGAGAGCGAGUACAACUUGAAGCUCAUUGAGCAGCAGUUGGCCCGCACCGCGUCUGUCAAUUUGAGGGCGGCCAUCACCGAGUACUUGACCUGGCUCCAGGGCGCUUUGAUCGCCUUGAACCAGAAGGCAAACACGCUCGCGGGACAGAUCCGCGAAGGCGACCCCACGUCGCCCGUGCGCAGAUCGGAGAUGCCGAACUGUGAUCCGUCCGGCACGGGAUUCCCGCUCGACAGCUCGAAAACCAGUCCUUUGAACAUGCGGCCUCCGGAAAACCAUUCUGGGCUGGGGAGCGGAAAGAAGGACCGCAGCGGGUCGGAUGCCCGCAUCGAGACCAGCCUCAGGGAUAUCGCGGAGUUGCUAAAGAGGGAGGAUUUCUUUGCCAGCAAUGUCGCGCGAGAGCACGACGACCUUGCCAGUGGGCUCAGGGACAAGGAUACCAUAUACGACAUUCGGAACUUCGAGGAGAACAGGGAAGGCUGGGGGAUGCAUAGCUGA
Molecule: messenger RNA, 990 nt
Organism: Metschnikowia bicuspidata var. bicuspidata NRRL YB-4993
Lineage: Eukaryota; Fungi; Ascomycota; Pichiomycetes; Serinales; Metschnikowiaceae
Exons: 1
Coding region: 1-990 (329 amino acids)
Source: RefSeq, a predicted model, not a curated record